This is a messenger RNA of Diuraphis noxia (Russian wheat aphid), 1854 nucleotides long. It is a transcript of the gene AsnRS-m, whose product is annotated as asparagine--tRNA ligase, mitochondrial. Gene Ontology annotation, cellular component: mitochondrion. Gene Ontology annotation, molecular function: ATP binding; nucleic acid binding; asparagine-tRNA ligase activity. Gene Ontology annotation, biological process: asparaginyl-tRNA aminoacylation. NCBI's taxonomy places the organism in Eukaryota, Metazoa, Arthropoda, Insecta, Hemiptera, Aphididae. The record is from RefSeq and is a predicted model, not a curated record.
UUGCAAGUUCUAAUCUCAAACUCRAUCAUAUUAUACAUUAAAGAUUAAACAAAUAAACAGUAUUAUUAUGGUAUUAUACAACACGAUCAUGAAAAUGUUCAUUAAUUAAUGUUACAUUAGAGCACGGUUUAGGUACAUCGUGUGAACUGGUUAUGAAUUUACAAUCGCGAUUAAAGAAAAUAACUCAAAUCUUUAAUCGUGAUUACAGUUUUACAAAUCCAAGUACCGAAAUAUUUGUUCACCAUCAUAUUUUGAAUUGUAAAUUCAGGAUUUAGGGAAAAUUUCAAUGUUUAAUUUAAUCGAUAGUAAAUUAUGAACAUGAAACUAUUAAGAUUACCAUGCAGGUAUACUUUGAGCAGGCAUCUAUACUCCAGUUGUUCAGUAAAAGACAUUUUGAAUACUCAACCUGAUGGUUGUAAAAAAAAGAUAAAGGGUUGGGCAAAAGCAAUGCGUAAAAUGAAAGAAAACAUAUUUGUGGAUUUAGAUGAUGGUUCUACUCAUCAUCGUCUACAAGUAGUAAUACCUAAAAAUAAGGUUCCAGCUUCAUUGACUUAUGGAUGUUCCUUUGAAGCUGUGGGUAUCUUAGUUAGAAAUCCUAUCAAUCAACUUGAAUUGGUUGCUGAAUCUAUAAAUGUUUAUGGAUUAUGUGUUGUCCAAGAUGGUUAUCCAUUUGCUCCUCGAAAAACUUACCAUCCAGAAUAUGUAAGACAACAUUUACAUAUUCGACCACGUACAGCAACAUUUAGUAGUCUACUGAGACUCAGGGACAAAUUGUCUCGUGCUGUUAGAGAUACAUUUUCUGAAGACAAUUUUAUAGAAAUAAAUGCUCCAGUGUUAUCGUCUAAUGAUUGUGAAGGAGCUGGGGAAGUAUUUGCGGUUAAACCAGAUAGUGAAAAUUUAAUUAAAGAAAUGAUUUCAAAAGAUCAUAAGUCAUCUAUGGAAGCUUUUUUUAAUGUGCAGACUUAUUUAACAGUAUCAGGACAGAUGCAUUUAGAAUGUAUGGCACGUGCUCUUAGUAAAGUUUACACUCUAGGGCCAACAUUUAGAGCAGAAAACUCAAAGUCGAGAUUACAUUUAUCAGAAUUUUAUAUGAUUGAAGCAGAGCAAGCUUUUAUUGACAACACAGAAGAACUCUUGAGUUUAAUAGAAAAAACUACAUCCACAGUUGUUAAACAACUAUUAGAGAAAUCUAGCAAUGAAAUAGACUAUUAUAGAAACAUCAUAGGUGCUUCUAAAGACAAUGAUCCUGCAAUUAUGGUGAAUAUCCCUUAUGAAGUAAUUAGUUACCAUAAAGCCUGUGAUGUACUUGAAAAACAAAAUUGUUUUAAAAAUUCGAUGACUCGAGGCAAACCUUUGGCUAAAGAACAUGAACUAUUUUUAGUGAAAUAUAAUGGUCAGAAACCAAUUUUUGUUGUAGACUGGCCUAAAGAUUUAAAACCAUUUUAUACUAAAACUCUUCCUCAUAACAAGUCAUUGGUGCAUGCUGUAGACCUUUUAUGUCCAAAUGUUGGUGAAUUAUGUGGUGGAAGUGUGCGUGAAGAUGAUUAUGAUGUUUUAAAAGAAAAAUUAUCUUCCAUAGGAUUGGAAGAAAAACUCCAUUGGUAUUUAGAAUUAAGAAAAUUUGGUAAUGUGUCUACCGCUGGUUUUGGCAUAGGAUUUGAACGAUUUCUUCAAGUAUUAUUAGAUGUACAAAAUAUUAAAGAUACUAUUCCAUUUCCUCGUUGGCCACAUAACUGUAAAAUAUAAAUCUUGAAUUUAAUAAUAAAAAUUGUUUAUUGUUUAAUAUUUGUAGUUAUUUACCACUGUUUGUACAAUCGAUUUGAUUUAUUAGAAUAUAUUUUAUUUUUAAUGUUA